Molecule: messenger RNA, 3116 nt
Organism: Orbicella faveolata
Lineage: Eukaryota; Metazoa; Cnidaria; Anthozoa; Scleractinia; Merulinidae
Product: GDP-fucose protein O-fucosyltransferase 3-like
Source: RefSeq, a predicted model, not a curated record
GACACAAAACGGUUUCUUUACAAUACAGUUUACCGAACUUAAGUAUUAUUGUUUAAAGAUCAGCGAAAUUAAAACAGAGAAGUUUUAUAAAUUAAAAUGUCUUACAGCAUGGUUUCUAAUCAAGAAAAGUUUACGACUCAUUUUGAGGAGGCGUCACCGGAGAAACUUUACAAUUAAGACCCUCUCUACUCUGAACCGUUUGAUGCAGCAAAGCUUAGUGACUUGGUGACUUGCGACCGACUCACUUUUAGAUAGUAUAAAGCACCACUAAACUUUCCUAACGAACCGAAACUUCAAAAGAUGCUCAUUGAUUGUUUACAUUAGAUCCGCCACUACAUUGUUUAUGUUAGUUCUCGCGUGCACAUUCAGCUGAAAAUGGAAACCCCAGCUUGGCCAACUGAUACUCUUUCUGCGCAUACUUGCACGAAAUUUACAACUGGAGAAGAGCAACAGCUCAACACAAACUAGACUUUCUGCUACGAUAACAAUCUCAGCCUCAUUUUCUUGGGUGGUAAAAGGUUUGAGGUUGUGCUCGCAAUUAUAAUUUAAACUAUUUUGUGUUGUAAUAACAGGAAUUUGCUGGCUCUGUCACGCAAUAUUCGCGUCUUAUCUUGGCGGUGAAAUUACCGAACCGAUUCAGUUCGAUUUGGUUUCAUUUGUGUUAGCAGACCGGUCAUCCGACUAGUCGUGCCAAUUAACAAUUUCCACACAAGAGCUAGCCUGCGAACAGGCUACCGGCGAGGACGGAAAAAAAUUCGGCGAGCAAAGCGAGCCGACGAGCGCGAAACUGAAGAACUCGGACGAGCCUGUUCGCAGGCUACACAAGCGCUUUGUUACACUUACACAUGAACAGACCAUCAUUUGUAGGCAGUUAUAUGCAGGUCACGUGGUGGGCUCUCGGAAAAAAAUGCAUCGAAUUAUAAUUACAGCUAUAUCAUAACUGAUAUCACAUCGAUCGGUUAAAGCAACAUUUCCAUAGAGGGUGACAUCAACUGCUUCCUUUAGUUGAAAAUGUUGCCCUUCUUGAAUGGGUAAAGUGACUUAAAAGUUUUUAGCGCCUCCUAUUAAAAGACUUUGGUCAAAUCAAACUUAAUUGAGUUCAGAACUUACUUGUCUUAUUUGGCUGAACAUUUCGGGAGGUGAAGCGUCAGGGAUUUAUUAACUUGCUGUAAGGAGUCUCUUAGAGGAGCUUAGAUGAUCAAUUUCCUCAUUUAUGUCUUUUUGCUCCUUGUCAUAAUUACAGUCUUUCCGCAACUUAUGUCAUUGGUCACUCAAACUAAUCUUAAAAGUUGGAAUUCUUUUAACUAAUGUAGACGGUCAGAAUGACCUCUCAGUUAAGGUUACUUUAACUGUUUCAUUUAGUUGAAAUUUUUAGAAUGGUCAAAACGACAAUUAAAAUUAGUUACGACUAUUUUAAAUAGUUAUUUUAACUAGUCAGUUUUUACAGUGUAAACAAAAUCAUGCAACUCUAAACUGUCCACUAGUUUAUUUACACAUUUAGACAGUGUGGCCAUAGUGGAGCACUUCUGUAUUGGUACUUCACCGAAGUACCAAUAUGCCAAGUGACCACGUUGUCGUAUACAAUAACAGUUCUCAAUCUCUGUAAAUGGUGGUUUUAAGAAUUCGGAGCUCAGUAAAUUUCUGCCUCUAAACCCUUCGAUCUUAGAGAAAAUAUACAUAAAUAUAUGUCAAUAAUCAAACAUCUUGGUGCCUAAUGAUUUUUUUCCCACUGCAUUAAUUCUCCAGCUAACUCCAUAGAAUGUUGUUCUUUUAAAACCAGGCAGCAAGAGGACAUCCGGAUUUGAGGUCUACACUUGACACCAUAGAAGUGAAGUCCUUAGCUGUAAAGUUGCUGCUACCUUGCAUUAUAAUCUUGGUAGUGGUAUUAUGGCAAUUCCAAAUAGAGCUCAAGCCUAAUGUACUGAAAACAACCAUGAAAAAAGCACGGAGGGAAAAUACGACUUACACAUCCCAAAACAAAGCACAAUUUGAAAAACCUACCAUGAAAGAAGUACAGAGUGGAACAGCGAGUAAAACAUCGCAGAAUAACACGAAGUCUUGGCUCAUCGUUUACUAUUCGACGUUUUUUGGGGCACGCCUCAAUCUUCACGAGAAGUGGAGCAAAGGGGAGUGUCCCGUAUCAUGUGAGAUAACAAGUGAUCUAUCUCGAGCAAGUGAAGCGGAUGGCAUUGUUAUCCAUGGUAGGGACGCACAAAUGACUCCUCCUGUGAAAUCUGUGCCGUGGAUUCUACAAAUACAAGAAAAUCCGGUGUACACCCUGCCAUUAAGGAACUCCAACUUCAUGUCCAAAUUCAAUUUGCUGAAAAGCUAUCGCUUGGAUUCGGAUUUUCCUAAUCCUACUGUUCUGUUGCCGAAGUUAACACCACCAAUUCCUUUCAAGAAUAAAACUGGGCUUGUUAUGGCAGCAUUCUCAAAUUGCGAGCCAGUUCGAAAGGAAUACAUGAGGCAGCUGAUGAAGUUUGUGCAGGUUGAUUCUUAUGGAGGUUGCCUUCAUAACAAAAACGGUCUGACGGCAAGAUAUCGUAAUCAAAAUGGCAAAGAUUUUAGAGAUAUAAAAUCUGACCUGGCCAGACAAUAUAAGUUUACUCUGGUGUUUUUUAACCAAGACUGCGAUUAUUUCGUAGAUGCUCAACUCCAUCAUGCAUGGAAUGCUGGCUCGAUUCCUGUAGUCAUGGCUACAGACAAGCUUGACGAGUUCCUGCCUGGUCCAUACCUUAAUCAUUCUGUCAUAAAAGUCCGUGAUUUUGCAACACCGCAACUUCUUGCCGAUUACCUGAAGUAUCUUAGCAAUAAUGAGACUGAGUAUAAUAAAUAUCUGGAAUGGAAGUGGAAAGGAUAUGGUGACAUCACUGGAACCGCUAUUGGAGAUUACUGGAUGCCAAAGUAUCCAAUUUAUUGCAAAGUCUGUGUUGCGCUUGCAGAAGGACGAAUACACAAGGAUGGUCUGAAACCAAUACCCUGCAAAGCGAGGCAAUUUUCAGAUUGGAAAAUAACAAAAGGGGCCUAACUUUUUAGUUUUAACCUGUGAGGACUUGCAAAGGGUUAGGGUUAGGGUUACGGUUAGGAUUAGGGUUAGGGUCUAGUAUGGCAAGCCG